AAAAGUUGACGCCAAGGACAUAAGAAACUUUCUGGGAAGCAUGGGAAUUGCACUCACUGAAAGAGAAGAGUUGAAGCUGUUAAAAUCUCUGCCCAUUGCUAAGGAUGGAACCAUCUAUAAGAAAAGAUUACUGAGCGGUGUGGUGCCCAUCAAAGGGAAAAAAGUCCACUACUCUAAGCUGCCACUCAUUUUGAAGGCUGCAGAAUUUGAACUUGAGAAGGAAGACUGUGAGGACCUGAUGAAUCAUCUGCCUUUGGAUGAAAAUGAAAUGGUUGAUUUAAAUGUGUUAAUAAAUGAAGCAAAAGCUUUUACUGGGAAGAAGGUUGGAGUCGAUAAUGUAAAGCAUGUGCUGAGGAAAGUGGGGCUGGUGCUCCCCAACAAAGCAUACAAGGAUCUGCAGAGAUUCCUGGCAGUUUAUGAGGGUGGGAAGAUAUAUAAGAAACGGCUGCUCAAGUGUGUAAAGAAUCUCAAAGGGACACAGAUCAAAAUAAAAAAAGUAGAAUCUUUCUUGGAAAACCUGGGAAUUAAGAUGAAAGAUGAGGAACUUGAAGAACUAAUGGCCCAGCUACCAUCUGAGGGUAACAGAACAGUGGAUGUAAAUGAACUGAUCGAUGUCGUCAGUUAUAUCAAGGGAGAAACCAUUGACAGCCAGAACUUGGAAAAGUUCCUGGCAAACGAGGGGAUCGAGCUCACCGAGGACGAGAUGAAGGACCUGAUGCCUUACCUGGAAUUUGACGGAAACGGGAAGGUUACCAUCCGAUCCAUAAUGGAGGGCCUGAGGAAGUUUAAACCCAAAGGAAUGAUGAAUCUGCACAAGCUGUUAAGAACUGCCAGCAGCAUGAACGAAAGAGUCUCUGGCCCCAUGGCAGUUUCAGGAAUUAAAUCAACACUGAAGCUGAAGCCCCUCAAAGCACCCGCCUUUCACAAAAGAGAUAAAGAUUUACGAGGAUCUCUUCCAAGUCAUUUACAGCAUAAAGAUACGAAGCUGAGCUCUUCACAACUGGAAGCCUUCCGAAAUGCUUACAACUUCUUCACCAAGGAUAAGACUGGCUGUAUUGAUUCACAUGGAUUGAUGAGCACCUUAGCUAAACUCGGGAUGAAUCUAAACACGUAUGAUAUCUACAAUGAAUUAAAAUGUGCUGAUCUUGACAGAGACGGUAAGAUCAACUUCUCGGACUUUGUAGGGGUGCUGACAGAUAAGAAACUCUUCCUCAAGGCUGUGGUUCCCGAAAAGAAACUGUGUUUGGAUUUAGCUAACAACCCCGGGAUCUUAUUAUUUGAAAUCCUAUCAAAACUUGUAGAGACUUCAUCCCUGCACAGAAAGGAUGUAAUAGAGCUAGUAAGCUAUUUCCGAAAAAAAUUCCAGGAAAGCCACUCGGAAAUGCCAUGGAGUCCGUACGGGAGAAGGGGCUUUAGGCCAGAUAUAUGCACUCCUCCGCGCUCGAGCACUGCUGCCUUUGCCAAUUCUGCCAAGAUCUCGAUAAUGAAAGAAAAGGAUUUGUAUAAGUUCCUUGAAGCACUCAAGCGGUGUGAUCUCCCUACAGGUAGCCCGUACUCAAAAAUACCUGUCUUUCCCUUGUUCCCUGAUGUGGACGGGGUGGUGAUGGGAAAGCCAUUCAAAGACAUACAGAAGCUAGAGAUGCUGAAGAAAAAGGAACCUCUGAGUUUCUUCGAGGACUAUUUUUUCCAUAAAAGAGAUUGGAAAGCACAGGCCGCGUCUGUGAAGCCCGUCAGGUCCGCCUCAGGCUAUUCAGAUGACAUCCUAGCCAUCGACCACCUCUUCAAGAAGAAGCAGCACUGGACCGUGUCCGAUGCGGCGACCCUCAAACAGCACGUAAAGAGAGCCACAGAUGCCUAUAACUUAGGAAUUGCCCUCGAGCACCGGAAAGAAAUGCUGAAUCUUUGGAGAAAGAUCCGAGGGGAUUUGAUUGGGAUUGAGACCAACAACGAGUCCUUCUACAACACCUUCUCCACGUACACAUGGUCCUGGAACGUCUGCCAGGAGCUGCUUUCAGCUAAGGACUUGCGGCUGCACGACAGCUACGUGAACAAAAGCUCCUCCAGCAAUUCUGGGUUUUCUUCCCCAUCAGACCUCAGCGAGUAUGACUUGGAGACAGGACGGAAAAGGAAACGGAAAGGUUUCAGAGGGUUUCGGCAAUGAAAUGUCUACAUUUUCUAAACAACGCUUAGAAAACUGCUUUCCAAACUUAUCAAAAUUAUGGUUUCUUGCUUUUAUCGACUACAUUCUUAGCAGGUGGAAAUUUUGACAUCUUUUGGAUUCUCUCCAGUAAAAACCUUUAAAUCAUAGGAUGGCUUCUCUCCCCAUGGUUUCUCUGCCCCAAAUCUUUGCUACUUAAAAGUAGUUCCUCUAUUAUUAGAGCCAGUUGCCCUCUGCUACUCCCACUCAGCUCAAAACAGCCAAGACAGCAUCAGGAAGGGGGAAAAGGAGGCCUAGGUUCCUAAGGGCCCUCCAUGCAAUAAGCAUCUGAGUUUGGGGUGACUGUAAAGGAGAUGGGGUUUUUGAAUGUUUGUGGAAGACUCCAGAUUCAGAGGACAGCAACUGUGGGGUAUAGAACCAGCACACCCUCUGCCCCCAACGAAAGAACCCCAUGACAUUUAGGAAUUCCUAAGGCACACCUUUCACUUGGAUUGCUCCUGCAAAUAACUGAGCUCAUAUAUUACAUUAAAAAUGCACAUAGCUGGGCAGUGGUGGCACACGCCUUAAAUCCCAGCAUUCAGAAGGCAGGGGCAGUUGGAUCUCUUGAGUUCAAGGCCAGCCUGAUCUGCAGAGUGAGUUCCAGGACAGUCAAGGCUACAGAGAGAAACCCUGUCUCAAGAAAAAUAAAAAGCAAACACAUAACUAUAUUGCAAAUUUGUGGCGGUAUCAUGAUAUUUUGUAUUGUGCAUGUGUGUGAGCUGUACAUGCACGUGUGUGAGUUGACCAGGUAGUGUUAAGCACGCUGGUGUGUGCAGAGCCUAGAGGGGAUGUCAAGGCAUCUUCUGAAAUCCACUUCUCCAUUUUGCUUUCUGGGUCUUUCACUGAGCCUGGAGCUCAACAUUUCUGCUAGACUCCAGAAUCUGCCUGUCACUGUCUCUGCCUCCAUGCUAAAAGCCACCGCACUCAAAUGUCUGCAUGAUGCCAAGGCUUGGAAGUCAGGUCCUCAUGCUUAGACAGCAAACAUUUUACCUGCUGAGCCAUCUCUUCAUGCUGGGGGGUCAUGACUUUUAUGGUAAUAAAACUUAACUGUA
Messenger RNA from Alexandromys fortis (reed vole), 3249 nucleotides. RefSeq names its product EF-hand calcium binding domain 3 (gene Efcab3). The record is from RefSeq and is a predicted model, not a curated record. Bases 41 to 2161 code for a protein of 706 amino acids. Gene Ontology annotation, molecular function: calcium ion binding. Lineage: Eukaryota; Metazoa; Chordata; Mammalia; Rodentia; Cricetidae. The transcript has 20 exons.